Parascedosporium putredinis is the source of this 2592-nucleotide messenger RNA. The record is from the annotation of a GenBank genome assembly. Lineage: Eukaryota; Fungi; Ascomycota; Sordariomycetes; Microascales; Microascaceae.
AUGUUCGUAUGCCUUUCUCAAACGCCAUCUCGAACCAAUAACCCUCUCGGUCCCGAGAACGGCGAGGGUCCUCCCGCACCUUCAAAAAACGCCACCUCCGACCUAAAAUCUCCCCACCCAUCCUCCACCCCACCGGCCGGAAUCAUGGAUCCCCUCUCCAUCUGCGCCAGCGUAGCUGGUCUCGCCACGCUCGUAGCGCAGACCAUCUCCCUAGCGCAAGAAUACGUCUCCUCCAUACGAGAAGCCUCGGCCUCCAUCGCGACCAUUGUCGAGGAGCUCACCAUGCUGAACCAGAGCCUCUCCGAACUAGACGCCUUUCUCCGCAGCAAGGGAACAACCGCCGAGUCGUCAGAGAGCGUCGUCUUCGGAGAGGAUUCGGUCCUGCGCGCGCACGUCGACAAGACCACGAUAGCUCUGCGCACCCUCUGCGAUGAUUUGGCGGCGACGAAGCUGACGGGCAUGUCCCGGCUUCUGUGGCCCUCCAAGGAGAAGAAGCACAAUAAGACGGUGGAGCAGCUCCGGGCGUUUCGGCAGACCAUUCAUUUUUCCGUCGAGGUUGGGAGCUUGACCCUGCUAUCGAGAACAUCGUCGGACGUGAAGCUCUUGCUCGAGUCUCAGCUGCAAGGCCUCACCAUCCUCGAUACGCUGGAGAGGGGCCAGCAAGGUAUAUCAGACUCGCUCAACGAUGUGCAGGAUACGCUGGGGUCGGCUGUGAGGCAGGAUAUUCUGAAUUGGAUCUCUCCUCCAUCCAAGGUCAUUGACCACCUCGUGCGCGACUCAGCCGGCGACACAGCCGUCGUUUGUUUCUACUAUUUCGACUACCUAAAUCCCGCCACCCAAGAGCCCCUCACCGUGGCCAGGAGCCUCCUUCGACAAGCUCUUCAACAGCUGAGGACCGUCCCCCGACAGAUCGAAGAGGCGUACGAGAAGAGUUCCGAGAUGCGUCUAUCCGACUUCGAGAUCCACCUCAGCGUGGCGGUCAGGUCCCUCGAAAAGGCCUACUUUAUCAUCGACGCGCUGGACGAGUGCACCGACCCCGCGACCCGCUCCUGGCUGGCGGCCUUGUUUGAUCGACUACGAAAGAGGCCCAAUUUCAGGGUAUUCAUAACGUGCAGAAAUGUUCAGCAGGAUCUAGACGGCGUAGCGGCAUCAAGGCACGCCGAGAUCCAGGCCACGGCACGCUCCGCGGAUCUGGAAAAAUACAUACGCUCGAGAAUCCAGUCCGCGCAAAUGAGCGACGAGCUGGACGAAGAACUAAAGGAUCGAAUCGUGGAAACCAUCAUUGAAAAGUGCAGCGAGCUCUUCCUCCUAGCGUCGCUGCACCUCGACACCAUUUUCAAAGAGACCACGAGCGGAGACAUCGAAGACGCCCUCGAAGACCUAACAAGCGAUCUCUCCACCGCCUUCGGCACCACAAUCUCGCGCAUCAACAGCCUCCCCGACUCGCAGCGGACAAUGGGCAUGAACGUCCUCCUCUGGAUCAGCCACGCCAAGCGCCCGCUCGCAGUAGCAGAGCUCAGCGAUGCCCUCUCCAUCAAAACAGGUAGCAAAGCCCCACGUCCGCGCCACAGACCCUCGGAGCGCGCGAUGCUGCGGUGCUGCUUCGGCCUCGCCUCCAAAAACGCCAAGACGGGCACCAUCGGCCCCGCCCACGGCGCCAUCCAGCGCUACCUCGUCGCCAACAGCGGCACCCUAUUCCCGGACGGCGCCGCGCGCGUGGCCAACGCGUGCCUGACGUACCUGCUCUACGACGAACCAGCCUGGGCGACCGCUACGCCCGACGCCGACGUGGAAAAGCGCGCCUGGGCGCUCCUCCUCUCGGAGACGGCCGGGCCCGUCGUCUCGCAGGUCAUCGGCUUCGACUGCGGGUACCGUGAGCGCUAUUGGACCCGGCGCGAGAGCUACUCCCACACGCCGCUGCACGUGGCCGCCAAGGCCGCGUUCCCGUCAGGCGUGCGCCGGCUGCUGGAAAGGAGCGUCGCGGACCUCGACGCCAAGACGACCAUUGGCACGACGCCCGUCGUGAAGACGAGCUGCGUUGAGUGCGCCAGGAUUCUGCUCGCCUACGGCGCCGACCCCACCGUGUCCAAUUGGUACGGUGACGCGCUACACUGCGCGGCCGAGAGCAACAAUGACGCCAUGAUCCGUAUCCUCGCGGUUGCGGGCCGCAUGGACCCCAACGUGUACAAGUCUAUGAAAGAUAGCCCCCUGUACUGCACGCUGGACCGUGAUUCGGUCGAGGCGUUUACCACGCUCAUCGAGCUGGGGGCGCGUUUGCCGCUUCGUGCCGCCGGCACGGAUGACGAGGAUUUCUUCAUCGCGGCGAUCGAGUACCACUGCCACCAGAUCCUCGACUAUAUGCUCCGGCGCGGGCUCGUCGACUUGGCUUCGCGCGGCAAGGAUGGUGUCACGUAUUUGCACUUUGCGGCGGGGAAUAGGAACCGAGUGGCUGUGGAGCGGCUCGUCGACGCUGGGGCGGAUAUCUACGCCGCUGAUGAUUGGGGGCGCACGCCUGCGGGUAUUCUGAGGGAGGCUGCGGUAGAGGUUCGCCAGGAUAGAAUCAAGCGGAGAAGCAGGAAGGACAAGCAGUAA